This is a messenger RNA of Colletotrichum graminicola M1.001, 903 nucleotides long. RefSeq lists its product as uncharacterized. The coding region runs from base 1 to 903 and encodes 300 amino acids. The transcript is spliced from 2 exons. The record is from RefSeq and is a predicted model, not a curated record. NCBI's taxonomy places the organism in Eukaryota, Fungi, Ascomycota, Sordariomycetes, Glomerellales, Glomerellaceae.
AUGGCCUCCCCUCUCAGAAUCGGUUACGUGCCCGAGCACUUUUCCACCCCCCUCCACUUCGCCAAGCAGUACUUCGGCCUCGACGCCACCCUCAUCCCCUUCCCGUCCGGAACCGGCCACAUGAUUACCGCCAUUCGCGGGGGCGAGAUCGACGUCGCAAUCGGCCUGACAGAGGGCUGGAUCGCCGGCCUCGGCAAGGAAGACGCCCCCGGCGAUGGCGGCUACCGUCUCGUCGGCACCUACGUCGACACCCCUCUGUGCUGGGCCAUUUCCACCGGCGCCCAGCGCCCCGAGAUCAAGUCCGUCGAGUCCCUCAAGGGCGGCAAGAUCGGCGUGUCGCGCAUCGGCUCCGGCAGCCAGAUCAUGGGCUUCGUCCUCGCCGACCAGCACGGCUGGCUGACGCCCUCGUCGCCGCAGCCCUUCUCGGAGACGGUCAUCCUCAACAACUUUGAGAACCUGCGCAACGCCGUCAACUCGGGCGCCGCCGACUUCUUCAUGUGGGAGCACUUCACCUCCAAGCGCUACUACGACUCGGGCGAGAUCCGCCGCGUCGGCGAGAUCUACACCCCCUGGAGCAGCUGGAAGAUCGUCGCCUCCACGGCGCUGGCCAAGGGGGAGGAGGGCCAGAGGCUCGACCCGCGCCUCAAGGACUUGUUCGCCAAGCUCGACCGCGGCAUCCGCCACUUCAACGACAACAAGGACGAGGCCGUUAAGUACAUCAGCACCCGCCUUGACUACUCCGAGGCCGACGCCCGCGAGUGGCUCAAGACGGUAAAGUUCACCGACGGCGUCGAGGGCGUCAAGCCCGAGGUCGUCCAGAGCACCGUCGACAUCCUGAGGAAGGCAGGCGUCCUGGUUGAGGGCAAGGGGAGGCAGCCGGAGGCUAUGGUGGUCAAGGACUAA